Messenger RNA from Medicago truncatula (barrel medic), 915 nucleotides. RefSeq lists its product as uncharacterized. Bases 358 to 783 code for a protein of 141 amino acids. The transcript has a single exon. The record is from RefSeq and is a predicted model, not a curated record. NCBI's taxonomy places the organism in Eukaryota, Viridiplantae, Streptophyta, Magnoliopsida, Fabales, Fabaceae.
UGGUAGAAUAUUUUCUAUCAUUUUUAUACUAUUAUAUUAAAUUAUAUAUUGCCGUCCCUUGAGCUACCGACUUGGCAAUUGAAAUUGCCAAAUGCCAGAUACAUCGCGUAAUGUUGUUGUUUGCAUUACCAAACUUCAUAGGAUGCUUUAUUUGCUUGUAGUUUAAAAAGCUAUAAUCCCUUUUAUUAAUAUUAUUAUUGCUUGAAGAUUUUUUAAGACAGUUGUAGCUUCAUUUUCUUUGUCAUUAUCUCCCUUGCAUCUCUCCUUUUUAAUGAUUGUCACCUACAAAAGAAUCUGAACAAAUAAAACCCCUCAACUGAUCUAACUCUAAAAACUUGGUAUUAUUUCUCUGAAAAUAUGGCUGCUUUUGAGGGAAGCCCAUUGGUCGAGGCGGUGGAACACAGUAGAGAAGAUUUCAAUGAUCAUCAAGAGGAUAGUGGAUGUGGGUAUGGGUGCUUUCGUGCUUGUGGGUUGAAAUGGGGGCUAGGCAAUGAUGAAGGUAAAGGUCUAUUGGAGCAAAGGGAAGAUUCUUGGUGGGUUUGCAAGUUGAGGAAGAUGAAAGAGGUUUCAGAAGUGAUUGCAGGUCCUAAGUGGAAGACAUUCAUUAGAAAGAUUAGCAUGUAUGGUAAGAAGCAACAGAAGGGUAAGUUCCAAUAUGAUGAACACAGCUAUGCUCUCAACUUCAGUAGUGGGGCUCAGAGUGAAGAUGACGACUUGCCGCACAGUUUUUCUGCUAGGUUUAGUGCUCCUUUUCCCUCUGGACGUCGCCAGGGUGAACUGUGAUUCAUGCAUGCAUAUCGUGUUGAUUAAGGUUUUAUAGCUUAAAUUUGUGCACUGGAUGGUAUAUUUGUAGAUUCAUUCAUCAUUCAUUGUGUAAAUCUCAUUCUUUUGAUUCAUAUUUUUUUGUUUCCGACC